ACGCGCUUCUGUCAGAGUUUCUGUUUCUUAGAAACCACGACACCUUAACAUGAAGAUGUGGAGCCUUCAAAGCCUGCUGUUCACCCUGUGCAUUGCUCUGAGCCUUGUGAGGAGUGCAGCAGGGUUGAUCCGUGUUUCUGGAUAUAAAGGGGGAGAAGUUAAAGUUUCUUGUCCCUAUGGCCAGGGUUAUGAGUCUUAUGAGAAAUACCUGUGCAAGAAUGCCUGCAGCGAUGAGGAUGUUCUUAUUAAGACGACACAAUCAAAUAAGAACAAAUACUCCAUCCAUGAUGACAAUCAGAAAAAAGUCUUCACAACGACUAUCUCUGAACUGAGUCUUACAGAUGCUGGGCAAUACUGGUGCGGGGUGACCAGGAACGGAAAGGACAUCUACACUGAAGUAAAUCUGGAAGUAGGACAAGACAGCUGUUGUGACCAGUCCACCAAAGUCCAAAGUUAUGAGGAGAGUUCAGUGUCCGUCAGUUGUCAGUAUGAGUCUAAGUACCAGAACAAUCUGAAGUACAUCUGCAGUGGAAACCAGCCCUCUACAUGUCUGGUGAAGGCAAUUAUCACCUCUGACAACCAACAAACUGGACAGUUCAGACUUACUGAUGACAAGGUGUCGAGGACAUUCACAGUUACCAUUACCGGUCUGACCCAAGACAAUUCUGGGUCGUACCUUUGUGGUGUCCAUGGAAACACUGGCCUGGAUGUUUUCUCUGCUUUUGAGCUAGAAGUCAAAGAGUGGUGCUGUAUAAAGUCAAACAAACUGAGUGGCAUUGUGGGACGCACAGUAACUAUGCAGUGUCCCUACCCACCACAACACAGACAUAGCAGGAAGUUCCUCUGUAAGGGAGACCAUCGCAACAACUGUACAGACAUGGUGACAAGCCAAAGCAGGUUCACACUGCAAGAUGAUGUUUCUUCCAGCACUUUCUUGGUGAUAAUCACAGAGUUGAAAGCAGGGGAUGCUGGGACAUUCUGGUGUGGUUCGGACCCACAGUGGAGUGCUGAAAACUACACCAAGAUUCAACUGUCAGCAAUCUUUCCACAGCAAACCAGCACUGGGAUCUCUACCAUCACUGUGGUGGAACCUGUCGGAUCACAAACAACACUUAUCCCUGGAAAACCGAUCAUAACAACUGCUCACGCUGUGGGUUUGACUGUGCUGGGUGGGCUGCUCACUUUGACAUUUGGCCUGGUCAUAGUUUAUAAAUACAAAUGUAACAAAGUGCAAGGAACUGGAGCCAACAUGAACAGAAACAAAACCAAGGCAGCCGAAACAGAGGAAGUGAUUGAUGUAGCCGAUAUUUAUGAAAACCAUGACGUAGCUUGCUCAAAGCAGGGGUCUUCCAAACCACAGAGCUCCUGUCAACACUAUGAUGAUGCAGGUGAAACCGAACAAGAGACUGUGUACCAAAACUUCACAACAGCAGAUGAUAUCUACUGCAAUCAAAUGUACAUUAAAGGCAAACGGUGAUGAACAGCAUGCAUAUCUGUGAUCAAACCUUGCAUUUUGGGGUCAAAUCUGUAACCAAACGAUCCUGUUGUCACAUGUAAUACGUCUAUUAACAGCUGACCAACACGUUUCACGUACCGCGGUUCUCCAACCUUUUCAAUGUCUGACUGAAAAUUACAGAACAAUGAUUAUUAUUACACUCAUUAUGAUUGCUUUUUAAAAUAUACAUACAUUUUAUAAGUAUAUGUGAUUUUUUUUUAAAGAAAAUGUGGAUGACCAUUUCAGCUUAUUACCCCAAAUGUAAGUUCCCUUUAUGUAUAUAUAUGCACUUCUUAGUAAAAGUAUAAUAAAACAAU
This is a messenger RNA of Anoplopoma fimbria (sablefish), 1812 nucleotides long. Its product is annotated as polymeric immunoglobulin receptor-like. NCBI's taxonomy places the organism in Eukaryota, Metazoa, Chordata, Actinopteri, Perciformes, Anoplopomatidae. The record is from RefSeq and is a predicted model, not a curated record. The coding region runs from base 50 to 1477 and encodes 475 amino acids. The transcript is spliced from 8 exons.